This is a messenger RNA of Volvox carteri f. nagariensis, 2208 nucleotides long. RefSeq lists its product as uncharacterized. Lineage: Eukaryota; Viridiplantae; Chlorophyta; Chlorophyceae; Chlamydomonadales; Volvocaceae. The record is from RefSeq and is a predicted model, not a curated record. The coding region runs from base 1 to 2208 and encodes 735 amino acids. Gene Ontology annotation, molecular function: calcium ion binding. The transcript has 22 exons.
AUGGCUAUGGCAGACUUCGGCAGUCCGAAGUAUGGGGGUUUUCUCAGGGGCGAACUGGUCUACAUCUCGUCACAGGAGAGGUAUUCCAACAACCAAAUGUAUUAUUGCUUUCCUACGGAUUGCGAAUACGGCUGUAACCUGAACACAUCCAAACCUUCGUUUGUCCUGCCUAAGGGGACUCCUUGGAUUAUGAUGAUGGAUCGCGGCCCAAAGGAUGAUCCGUGCUACUUCCUGGACAAGGUGUAUAACGCCCAACUGGCGGGAGCGGUCGGGGUGUUGGUGGCUGAUAACGAGGAUGAGGAACUCACCACGGCAGGAGCUCCUGAUACAGACGACACUGUAGAUGAGCUCCGCAAUGUGGACAUAUCCGCGGGGGUCAUUAAGAAGGCGGAUGCGGACUACUUGAGGGACUUGUUGAAAGGCGGGCGCAAGGUCGGGCUGAUGCUCAACUACACGGCCUCCGUGCCGCAGUCAGCCAAGGUGAACUGGGAGUACUGGGCCGGCACUACGGACGUGUGCGGCUUCAUGUGCCAGGAGCGUGUCAAUUUCACCCAGUCUGUUAAAGCCACGGCUGCCAGGUUUGAGGCCUCCGGCCAGACAAGUUUCACCCCUCGUUUCUUUCUGGAUGCUUGCCGGGAGGGUACGACAAACACUAAAGAGUGCCAGGACAACUGCUUUUCUAGCGGUCGGUACUGCGCUCGUCCUUCGCUCAGCUAUACGGGAAAGGACGUACUGCGGCAACUGCAGCAUGGCCCAGGGGCAGUUCACGGCCGAGUGCGCGGGCAAGGUGGGUUGGGGUGGAAGUCCACGGUAGUGUGGGGUGUGGUUUGUGGAGGUGAGGUGUACGACGCCGUGGAAGCCGCUUACCAAGCCGCCAGUAAAACGAAAUGGGAGGCUUGUUCAACGAACUUUACCGAGACCGACGGAAUAAUUCCAAUACUUGAAGAGGAGCUGAUGGCGCAGUUUGGCAAUAACACCACGCCGCCGAUAAAGCCGGUCGUCAUUGAGCCCACGAUCCGUAUUAACGGCGCUCAGUACCGCGGCUCCCUGAAGGCGGGUGCCGUACUGCGCGCGUUGUGCGCCGCCUUCCCAACCGGCCACGAACCUGAUAUCUGCAACGAGAACUGGGUCAGUGACGACGAGUGUGCUGGACCGUACGGCGAGGGGUUUAUCAAAUGCCGUGUCAGUGAAUCCAACUCCUCGUGUAUCAACACUUUCCAGGGCUAUCAGUGUCUCUGUGGAUCGGGAUUUGCCCUGGCUGUGAACCCCGGUGCAGCUGACGAGAUGUGUGACGACAUCAACGAAUGCGCCAUAUCGUAUGCGCCGUACAGACAAGCUGGCUGCAACUGUGAUCGCUGUGCCUGCAUUAACAGCAUCGGCUCAUACCGGUGUACUGGCGAGCGGGAAAACAUGUGUACGGAAACGCACAAGUACGGCGGUUGCUGGUCCCAAACAUUUGACUUACCGGGAGGCACGAAGAAGACUCUGACCAGGUGUCAGGAUAUGAUUCAGGAAUAUAGGGAGAAGUCGUACAUGGGCCUGCUGCUGGAUAAUGAUACGUGGUACAGGUGCGGUGACUGCCCUCCCUGCUUCGAUUUGCGCCCCGACGGAAGCUGCGCGCUUAGGUGCUCUGACCUAUCUCAGUGCGACCAGAUGUUUGGCUUCUGCCGGAGCCCGGAGGCGUCGGGAGGAGGAGGAGGGGGCGGCAGCAGCUCUGGGAGGAGCGGUAACGGUGUGCACCCUGGAUUCAUGGUCCUGGUGGCUCUGGGCGCCGCGGCCCUCACGGGCUUUGUGGUGAUGGCCGCCAACCACCUGCUCAUGAAGCGGCGGAUGGGGGACGAAAUUCGCGAUAUCAUGGCCGCCUACAUGCCGCUGCAGCGGGCGGUGUGGGGUCCGCCGCCACCGGCGGCGGCGGGGGCGGCCGCCUCGCGGCCUCCUGCCUCUGGCACGCUGAGCCCUUCCUCGGCUCCGAAACCAGCAGCUGCCGACGUGCCGCUCAAGCCCACGGUGGAUGUGUUUGGCAGCCGGGGCAGCGGCGGCGGCGGCGGCGGCGGCACCGCGGCGGUGGCGGCACCUGCGGCGCCACUGGCGGGCGAUGCUGAUCCUUUGCUGGGGCGUCAACUGAGCGGCAGUAGUACCAGCACCGGCCACCGCGCCGGUGAUGCGGCUGGUGGUGGUGGUGGAAGCACGGAGAAUCCCUUCCUGUAA